Messenger RNA from Lactuca sativa (garden lettuce), 2067 nucleotides. The record is from RefSeq and is a predicted model, not a curated record. Lineage: Eukaryota; Viridiplantae; Streptophyta; Magnoliopsida; Asterales; Asteraceae.
UUCAAAAGAUUCAAUGUGAGAGUAUAUUUAAAAACAAAGAACUUUUAAAGCGGUGUAUUGGUAAAAAAUGUCUUCGAGAAGGUUUCCAGACGAGGACAAGUAGAUCCACCAAAUCAAGGUAUGAAGCUGUGUGUGUUUCGAAAAAUUGUUCUUGGUUACUAAGAGCAAAAGCAAUUAAAAAUACUGAUGGACUUUUCCAAGUGAAUAAAUUUGUUGAUGUACACACAUGUUCUUCAACAUUGUUGCAACCUAAUCAUCGACAAGCAAACAAAUAUGUUUUGGGUGAAUAUGUUGCUGAUGUUUUGGCUGAAGACUAUAGUAGAGUUUAUCGGGGAAAAGAAAUUGUUAAUGAUAUGAAUGCUCAAUUGAAUAUCAAUAUCUCAUACCAUCAGGCAUGGCGUGCGAAACAAUAUGCAUUGUUGUCGUUAAGGGGUACGAAAGAGGAUUCUUUUACCAAACUUCCGGCGUAUUGUCACAACUUGGCCAAACAUAAUCCGGGUACUGUCACACAUAUUAAAACAGAUGCUGAUGAUCGGUUUGAGUUUUUGUACGUCGCACUCGGUUGCUCGGUACGAGCUUUUGUCAAUUUUUGUAAGCCGACCCUAGUAGUAGAUGGAGCUCACCUAAAGGGUGAGUUCAAAGGUACCAUGCUACUUGCAGUUACUAAGGACGGACAAAAUCAAAUAUUACCGGUUGCAUAUGGUAUAUGCAAAAAUGAGUGUACUGAUUCUUGGACAUGGUUUUUUCAAAAACUACGUGAUUGCAUAGGAAAUAUGCAGGAGCUUACAAUUAUAUCUGAUAGGUCUCCAUCUAUAGCAACAUCCGUUGCCAACAUUUUUCCUCACGCUCAUCAUGGAAUAUGUGGUGUCCAUUUGUAUUUCAACAUAGUAUCUAGAUUCAGCAAGAGUAAGACGGUUAAAGGAAUUUUUUGGGAGGCGUGUAGGGCGUACACAGUUGAUGCUUUUGAUGCUGCCAUGGAUGUUAUGAAAAAGACAAAAGAACCAGUAUGGGAGUACUUAAAAAGUAUAAAUCCAGAAACCUGGUCAAGGGCACAUUUUAAAGGGAACCGAUACAAUCUUAUGUCGUCCAACAGUGCGGAGUCUAUAAAUGCAUUAUCUAGACACGCACGUAAGGUGCCAAUACUUAUGUUGAUUGAUUUUUUUCGUGCUACAAUGCAACAAUGGUGGUUUCAAAGACGUAACUUUGCAGGUAUUACGUAAAUUUGUAAUAUUAAUGUUUUAUUAGUUUCGAUGUUAUUGAUUUUAACUUCUUCAUUUUGGCUGUUUUUUUAGCGGAAGCAACAACAACACUUACCCCUUGGGCGGAUGAAGUUGUAAAAGAAAACAAGAAAAUUUUUACCAAAUGGGAUGUUCGCAUGAUCUCAAAUACGAAAUGCGAGGUCAAAAAGGGGGCACAAAAUGUGAUUGUUGAUUUUCAACAUAUGACAUGUACAUGUAGGCAUUGGCAACUUGAUGGGAUACCUUGUGGUCAUGUCAUAAGAUGUUUAACAGUGAACAAUUACCAAGACUGCUCGAGGUUUGCAUUAAAUGCUUACUUUACCGAAACACUGAGGAAAACAUAUGAGGAAUCAGUAAACCCUCUGCCGAAGCCAUCCGAAUGGGAGAUCCCCGAUGAUUUGAUGAUUGUUAAGCCACCUAUAAUGGAUAAACGUCAGCCAGGCAGGCCAAGAAACACAGACCGCAUUCCAUCCCAAGGCGAGGGUCCAAUUAUAAAAGAGUGUUCUACAUGUGGUCACCUAGGACACACGAGAAAUAAUUGUACUGGAAGGGCGUCUGGUAGCAGAGCAGGUCACAUAAUUUCUACUGCAGAAAUGGCAUAUAAUAUUGGUGGUUCAGCGGGUUGCUCACAAACCCAUAACGCUGAUUUUGAUAUAAAACAACCUUGAAAUUAAGAGUAAUGACGAGUUGUUAGCUUAUUAUGUAUUGUAAUAUUUUUAUUAACUCUUACAAGACAUUGCUAUGCUUUCAUAUUUUAGUUAAGUUUGUUGAUUAUAACAAUGAAUGAAGCCUUUAUAUUAUAAAAUAUAGUUUGCAGAUUUAUUUUAAC